Glycine soja is the source of this 1089-nucleotide messenger RNA. RefSeq names its product elongation factor P-like. The transcript has 7 exons. Bases 113 to 826 code for a protein of 237 amino acids. NCBI's taxonomy places the organism in Eukaryota, Viridiplantae, Streptophyta, Magnoliopsida, Fabales, Fabaceae. The record is from RefSeq and is a predicted model, not a curated record. Gene Ontology annotation, biological process: translational elongation; peptide biosynthetic process. Gene Ontology annotation, cellular component: cytoplasm. Gene Ontology annotation, molecular function: translation elongation factor activity.
ACCUGAAUUGAGGCAAAGUGGCAGUUCAGGUGGCGAAAGAGAAGAAGUUCUCUUAUCUUCUUUGUAAGAAUAACGAAGCAUUCUAUUCUGCACUUGGGAGAAAGUAACAACAAUGGUGGCGGGAACUGCAACCUUGAAGCUUAAUCUCUCCGAUUUUUCUUCUCCAAUGUCAAGUUUCAGCGCUUCUUCCUCUUCUUCUUCAUUCCCCUUUCUUCUUUCAAUGCGAACCCCUUCUUCUUCUUCUAAACCCCGAUUUCUCAGGAUUUACGCCUUGACCAGCAACGACAUCAAGGUCGGCACCAACCUCGAAGUCGAUGGUGCUCCUUGGCGCGUGUUAGAGUUUCUUCACGUUAAGCCGGGAAAAGGCGCGGCGUUUGUGAGGACCAAGAUGAAGAAUUAUAUUACAGGGAACACGGUGGAGAAAACGUUUAGAGCUGGAAGCUCGAUUGAGCAAGCAGAUGUAUUCAAAGAAACAAAGCAGUUUACAUAUAAAGAUGGUGUUCAAUUUGUCUUCAUGGACUUGAAUACAUAUGAGGAGUUUCGUCUGGGUGAAAAGGAAAUUGGAGACAGAACAAAAUGGCUAAAAGAAGGAAUGGACUGUAAUUUGCUGUUAUGGAAUGGAAAAGUUAUUGAUGUUGAACUCCCUAUCACAAUCAAGCUUACUGUAGUUGAUGUGGAUCCAGGACUUAAGGGUGACACGGCCCAAGGCGGAACAAAACCAGCCACCCUCGACACCAGCGCUGUUGUCAAUGUCCCACUCUUUGUAAAUGUCGGUGAUGAAAUAUUGGUUGAUUCAAGAACUGGGCAGUACAUGAGCCGUGCUUAAGAUUUCGCAUCAAGUUUUGUAGUUGAAGUCCUGAGAAUUCUCAUUUGUUUUGUUCUUUUAUUUUUUAGGAUAUAAUUUACCAACGGAGAUGGAUUAAGUUCAUUAAGCUUGGCAAAUUGGCUGUGUUUUGUGACAUUGAGUUAAAAUUGUGUUGUAGUUUAGUUGCGAAACUAAAGCUCGUGGUGCAUUUUUACAUAAAAGCUAGCCAUUAUUAACCUUUGUUCCUUGCGAUGAACAGAGAAUAAAUUGAUACAGUUUAUGCA